AUUGUCUCCAGCGGCCACUGUUUGACUCUCUGCAUCUUUAUAGACACCCAUUCACAGUUGAAGUGAGUGUUCCAGCAUCCCAACAGACCCAGAGCCAUGAAUCCCAAAGGGGAUAAGCCAAAGUCGAAGAUUACAGCUUCUCGCAAGCUGUCUCUCAAGAUGCUUCUCCUCACAAGAGCCUGUGAGGAUUUGGAGAGGGAGAAGCAGGAGAGGGAGGAGGAGAAAGUGCGCUACAUAGGAGAACAUUUGCCUCCUUUGCAACUGUCUGGGUUAUCACUGGAUGAACUACAAAAAAUAUGCAAGCAGCUUCAUUCAAAAAUUGAUGUUGUGGACGAGGAGCGAUAUGACUCUGAAUCCAAAGUGGGCAAACACAACAAAGAUAUCCAUGAGCUGAAGCUGAAGAUACAGGACCUUGGAGGCAAGUUCAAAAAGCCUGCCCUGAGGAAGGUGAGGGUGUCGGCAGAUGAGAUGAUGAGAGCUCUCCUGGGAUCGAAACACAAGGGCUCGAUGGACCUCAGAGCCAACCUGAAGUCUGUGAAGAAGGAGGACGGCAAACAGGACAAGGUGCUCACUUCUGAAGUGGGCGACUGGCGUAAGAACGUGGAGGCCAUGUCCGGCAUGGAGGGCCGCAAGAAGAUGUUCGAUACAGCCGGAGGAGUGCAGUGAGAUUACUUUGUGAGGAGUCCUGCAAAUGAUGAAGCUGGUUGACUAAGAACAGGGAAAAGGAAAGACGUCUAGAAUAGUUUAAAGAAGGCUAAGGGACUUAAAAGCGGUAGGAAUCAAAGGUCAUAAGCAUGUAUGAAAUAGUACGUUAGGUGUGCCUUCAUUUCCUAGAUGGCCAUUUUCUGUGCAAUGACUCAAAGCACUUGAGUAGAGACCCAUUGUUUUUUUUUAUUACAA
Cyclopterus lumpus (lumpfish) is the source of this 900-nucleotide messenger RNA. Its product is annotated as troponin I, slow skeletal muscle-like. Gene Ontology annotation, cellular component: troponin complex. The record is from RefSeq and is a predicted model, not a curated record. Gene Ontology annotation, biological process: muscle contraction. The transcript is spliced from 8 exons. Lineage: Eukaryota; Metazoa; Chordata; Actinopteri; Perciformes; Cyclopteridae. The coding region runs from base 97 to 666 and encodes 189 amino acids.